Olea europaea var. sylvestris is the source of this 579-nucleotide messenger RNA. RefSeq lists its product as uncharacterized. The transcript is spliced from 3 exons. The coding region runs from base 15 to 407 and encodes 130 amino acids. The record is from RefSeq and is a predicted model, not a curated record. Lineage: Eukaryota; Viridiplantae; Streptophyta; Magnoliopsida; Lamiales; Oleaceae.
UCUUCCAAAACGUGAUGCGAUCAAUGGCAACCCUAGCUUUCUCACUCCAUAUGGCAGAAAAGAAGCAAAAGAAAAUCCCUCCCAAAUCCAAUCGACGACUACAAUACCGUUUCUUCUCUGAAGGUCUGACUGCUAUCCAUAUUUAUAAUUUUCUCCUCUUCAUUUCGCUUCGGUCAAAAGAAACAUGUUCUAAUGGAGUGACUGGUUCUCUGAAUUUCGAAACAAUGUCCCAUCGCCAACAACAGAACCAAAGGCAAAGGGUUAGGCGAAAUCGACUUAGAAUCGGGUGCAAUGAUCGUCGUAAGAGGAUAAAUGAUCCCAUGUCAUAUGAAAUUAAUAAUUCCAACGUUGAAAGAAUACAACAAUCUAUAAUGCAUCAUGAUUUUGAGACUUCUACUUCAAACUAAGAGACGCAUGAUAUUUUCAAUUCUGCAUUGCAAAGUAGUUUUAAUGUACUGAACAUACCAACGACUUCAUAUGUAUUACCGACAAGCAAUAGCUGUAAAUAUUGUGGUGCAAGAAAAUUUUAUAGAGAAAGUAAAGACUUUUGUUGUUUUGAUGGAAAAGUUCAUUUUAGUA